UGAAUCACAUUAUAUAUCCAGCCAUGAUCAUCAUCACCACUUCAUAUCUCUUGAUUCUAUCACUCCUCCAUUGUGCUGAUGCAAAGGAGUGCAGUCCUUCAGCCUGCGGCGAUAUUCGCAAUAUCAGCAUCCCUUUCAGCCCAGCCACUGCGGCAGUUCCAUAUAUGAACUAACAUGCCAACACAAUGUCCCGUUACGUUCGUCUAUCUAAACUCUAUCAAAUACUAUGUCAAGCACAUCAACUAUGAUUCCUCCACCAUUAGGCUGGCUGAUGCGUCCAUAACCAAUGAUACAAUCUGCUCUUUCCCUAUCACUUCCCUCCAGAUUCUACAAAUUAGCCGAUCGUUCUUCUUCUCCAUACUAUAUUCUUGAUCCCUUUGAUGAAUUACUGUCAGUUAACUUUAUUAGUUGAUAAAUUCUUCCACUUUACAGAUAUUACUGCCUGUAAUUUAUCAAUUGCCAGAUUUAGAUAUGUAUAUGUUGGGUUCAUGUUCAUCAUACCCUCAGAGAUACCACAUAUGUGUAAGAUAGAUCUAAUAGUCUUGACAUCGUGGUUGGGUUUAGAGGAUUUGACGAAUGUUUCACUUUCACAAAUCCACCAAUCUCUCUUGUAUGGUUUUGAACUCAACUUCUGUGAUGAUUGCAAUGAAAAAUCCACAACAUCGGGGAAACUCAUACAGCACUUUUCAGGACCUAAGUGCAAUGUCCUUAUUCCUCUUGCCAUUCUAGUUUUCAUAAUUGCAGGGGUAAGCCUUCUUGUGAUGAUCAUCAUCGGAAUUGCAGGUGUUCUAGCACUAUCAUUUACUCCUACUUCGCUUUUGGAAAAUAUACUACAAUACAGCUACUACGAUCAGACUAUGCUAGCAGCUAAUCACAUUGUAUUCAUUGCAUUUUUCGCGGGUUGUUUGGCAGUUAUAGGUAAGCUCAGCAUCCACAACGGUGGACGGACGGCGUCCGUCUGUCCGUGCCGCUGGCAAGGACGAGCUCCGCCGCUACUGCGCUCUUGCCGCUGGCACGGACGUGCUCUUACUGUGAGUGUUGUGCUCUAG
Salvia splendens (bonfire salvia) is the source of this 1049-nucleotide messenger RNA. RefSeq lists its product as uncharacterized. The record is from RefSeq and is a predicted model, not a curated record. The coding region runs from base 381 to 1049 and encodes 222 amino acids. Lineage: Eukaryota; Viridiplantae; Streptophyta; Magnoliopsida; Lamiales; Lamiaceae. The transcript has 7 exons.